AUGCUGAUAGAUAAAGACGUUAGUAGAAAAUGGACAUUAGGCCUAAUAAUGCUGACUAUAGUAAUUAUACUAUGGGUAAUGUCAUCAUUUCUAAUCAAUUUAAUAUUUGAAGAUAAUAUCUACAGGAAACCAUUUUUCAUCACAUAUAUUAAUACAGCUUCAUUCAUCUUUUAUUUAAUACCUACAUUUAAAAAUACUGUACGAAAAUAUUUUAGAGAUAAACAUUGGUCUAUACAUAAAGAAUUAAUUUUACAAGAGGAAGGUGUCUUAGAUGAUUCGAUGGUAGAUGAAAAUAAUAAUAAUAUUAAUAAUACUAGUGGUACUGAAGUAGUUAGAAGAGUCUCGAUAAAUUCUUCAAACUCUACUUACGUGGUACGAAAUAGCAGUAGUAAUAGUAAUCUCAAUAGUAGUGUAUCUGCUGCUGUUCGAAGUAGAAAUGGUUCAUUCAACGCUGCAGAGACUACUCAAUUAUUAUUACAAAGGAAUAGUGUUAGUAGUAUUGUUAGUAUACGAUUAUCACUUAGAGAUACAACCAAAUUAAGUGCUCAAUUUUGUGUUCUUUGGUUUUUAGCAAAUUUUGCUACUAAUGCAUCCUUGGCUUAUACUUCCGUUGCAUCACAAACAAUGUUAUCAUCAACUUCAUCAUUUUUCACAUUAUUUAUUGGUGCUUUAGGAAAUGUUGAGACUGUGACAAAACCUAAAGUUAUCGGUUCAAUUCUUUCAUUUUUAGGAAUCGCUUUAGUUACACAAUCUGAUUCUUUACAACGUCGUUUACCAAUUAAACCUACAGGCCAUAUGCCACCAACCGAACCAAUUACAGAUUUAACAUCAUGGCAAACUAUGAUGGGUAACCUUUUAGCUGUAGCAGGUGCAAUGUUCUAUGGUAUAUAUAGUACAUUAUUAAAAAUUAAAGUUCAAGAUGAAAGUAUGAUAAAUAUGAAGAUUUUUUUCGGAUUUGUUGGGUUAUUUACUUUAUUAUUCAUGUGGCCAUCUUUAAUCAUAUUACAUUAUAUGGGUUGGGAAACUUUUGUAUUACCAACACAACCAAAAGUUAUAGUCAUUAUCUUAAUUAAUAUGGUAAUUACUUUUGUUAGUGAUUUUUGUUGGGCUAAAGCAAUGUUAUUGACUAGUCCCUUAACUGUUACUGUAGGGUUAAGUAUUACAAUCCCAGUGGCAAUGUUUGGUGAUAUCUUAUUUAAACAUAAAAAUAUGCCUUUGGAGUAUAUGCUUGGUGGGUUAUUGAUUCUUGGAUCCUUCGUUAUUAUAAGUAAAAAUACAGAAGCAGAAGAAGAAGGUGAUAUCCAAACGAUAUAUGAAUCUCAAUCUAAUUCAAUUGAUGAAAAUUAA
Molecule: messenger RNA, 1347 nt
Organism: Maudiozyma saulgeensis
Lineage: Eukaryota; Fungi; Ascomycota; Saccharomycetes; Saccharomycetales; Saccharomycetaceae
Source: the annotation of a GenBank genome assembly